AUGGCUUCUCUUUCUCCCUCAGAGAGAGAUGAGAAGCUGGGGCGGCUAUGCUCAUGUGGGAACAAUAUUUCUGCAAGAGAUACUCACCCCUGCUGCAAUGAGUGCCUCGGGCUGCAACACGCCCAAGACGCACUAGCCCCCACGGGUUCUUGCAUCCACUGCGCCCGCCUGCCCAUGAAAAGUCUCCGUCGUCGACUAGCACGCCAUGCUAGUUUGACCGAUCGAGACCCCAUGAUGGCGGCGCCUCCAGCUCCCGAGGGUCAACCUCAGGUGUCUGCAGCCAGUACCAGUGCAAACUGGGCCGAGCACAUGGAUGAAGUAUCUCCGUUGCUCGACGAGCUCGGCUGCAUGCGCGAGGAGCGGGAUGAACUCCUCGACGCGGAGCUGGAUUCACUGGACGGUUCGGACAACAUCCUCCCCUACGAGGACGAUGACGAUCCGUUCCUUCCACCGACGGAGGCAGCAAUGCCUCAAGCCCCUCGCGAGUGUAGCUCAGGCGCGGAAGGCGAGGUCGGUGGUUCCCCAGCUGCUGGUGCGAGCCUGCACGACGUAUGCAAGCGCGCCGCAGGAAAACUGGGCAUUCCAUGGCCCAGCGCUCUGCCCGAGAAGGCCGGUUCUCGGUAUGAAGGCAAGCGCUUACCCAGGGUGAAAAGUAUGGAGAGACAGGUUCUUCCGCUAUUCCCCGAGUGCCUGGAAGAAAUGACCCGCACCUGGCCGAAACCUUUCUCAUCGAAAAACCCGGUCCUGGGCGGUGCUACGCUGGACUGCGCAGAAAUGGAGGCGAAUGGACUGUCCAAUCUGCCGCAGGUGGAGCCGCUGGUCGCUCACCACCUCCAUCCUGGCCAGAAAGCCUUCAUGACCACAUCCGCGCCUAGCUUCCCGUCAAAGGCGGACGGAUUCCAGUCCUCCAUGACCGACAAGGCAUACAGAUCCGUUGCCCUCGGUGUGCGAGCUCUGAACGCAUCGUCUAUGCUGAUGGCGUAUCAGGCUGAGCUUCAGGAGGAGAUGGCCGGAACCACGGAGCACAAGCUCUGGGACGAGAUGUGCGUGGUGACCGACUUAUGCCUUCGCCUACAUCGCUGUGCUGUCCAGGCUUCAGGAAGGGCGAUGAGUAUCAUGGUCACGCAGGAGAGAGCGCGCUGGCUCAACUUGUCUAGCCUCUCACACCGCGAAAAAGUCCAGCUUCUGGAUGUUGCUGUGGAUCCAAAGGGCUUGUUCGGCCCCGCUAUGGCUGCUAUGCAACGCCGCUGUGAGGAAAAGAAGCGGGAGGGUGAGGCUCUGCAAACCUGUCUGCCCAGGAAAGUGCACCCACCUCCUGCCUCAGCGCCCCGCCCAUCCUUUGCACAAGCGGUAGCGCGUGCUCCGCUUGGCUACAGGAUUCCAAAGCGACCCACCCCACCACAGCCCAGACCACCAGCAAAACCCAAAGCUGAGAGUGGAGGAGCAUGGGGUAACAAGCCAGCUGCACCAGUGGACCAGCACGGAAGCCGACAAGCGCCGCCUCGCGCCCGCCUGGGCCACGGGCCGAGGGCACUUCAAAACAAAAAUACCCUAUUGUUGAAAAACAUAAGGAACACUGUGCACUUAGCGGCGCAGGGCCACAUAAGCUCUGUACCAGAGCCGGCCACGCGCGCAUGCGCAGCUGCCAGAGCGAGGCAGUGCUGCCCUCCACUAGAGGGCAGCAGUGCUCCACUGGUGGCGCUGCAGCCAGCUGUAACACAGCGAAUAGCGCGCUGGCGCGCGUGUAUCGCGUCGCAAUGGGUGCUCAGAACUGUGGAGAAAGGGUACAGGCUCCAAUUUUCACACACCCCCCCUCGAUUCUCAGACAUAAUAUGGUCACAGGCGAGGGGAAAUGCUGCCAGUUUUCUAGAAGCAGAGAUAGCCUCUCUUUUAGAGAAAGGAGCGAUUCAAGUAGUACCUCCAACGCAGAGCCGGAGCGGCUUCUACUCGAGGUAUUUUAUAGUUCCCAAAAAGGGAGGGGGCAUGAGACCUAUACUGGACCUGAGAGCGUUAAACAAACACCUCAGACAGUACAAAUUCCGGAUGCUGACUCACUCAGCACUGCUAAAGUUUGUACGCCCAGACGAUUGGUUCACCACCAUCGAUCUAAAAGAUGCAUACUUUCACAUUCCCAUUUACCCUCCCCACAGAAAGUUUCUCAGAUUCGCCUUUCAGGGGAGGACAUACGAGUAUAUGGUACUCCCGUUCGGCCUCUCUCUGAGCCCGCGCGUUUUUGUCAAAUGCACAGAAGCAGCGAUAGGGCCGCUCAGGGCGAAUGGAAUUCGUCUGGCAACGUAUUUGGACGACUGGCUUUUGGCUGCAAAGUCAAAGGAAGAAGCCGUGACACACACCGAAUACUUAAUGAGACACCUCUCAUGGCUGGGGUUUCAAAUCAACUUGGCCAAAAGUGUGCUGAACCCCAGCCAGUCAGUAACUUUCAUCGGACUGUCCCUAGACUCAGUGGCGAUGAGAGCUCGGCUUUCCCCAGACAGAGUAGAGGCAUUUCAGGCAUGCCUCGCCCAGUUUCGAAGGGGAAAUUAUGUGGAGCUGAGGAUGUGCUACAGACUUUUGGGUCUGAUGGCGUCAGCAUUGGCUGCUAUUCCCCUAGGGAGGCUACAUAUGAGGGGGUUUCAGCGCUGGGUGGCGAAACUCGGUCUGGACCCGCGAAUGUACGCACGCAGGAAAAUUAUUGUGUCAGCUCAGGGUGCGCGGACACUGCGACUGUGGAAGCAUCCGCGCUUCCUGUCACAGGGCGCACCGUUAGGCACGAUCAGUGCCAGAAAAGUAAUCACUACCGAUGCGUCUCUAUGGGGAUGGGGUGCCACCCACGAAGGGAGGUCGGUAAAUGGACAGUGGAGUCCGAGCUUACGCUUGGCUCAUGUAAAUGUUCUGGAGCUCAGGGCAGUAUGCCUGGCUCUACGUCAUUUUCUUCCGUAUGUGGAAAACUCUCAUGUGUUGGUCCGUACGGACAACACGACUGUGGUGGCUUACAUCAACAAGCAGGGGGGCUUACGCUCCCUACAACUUCACAGGCUAGCACACAGACUGAUUAUCUGGAGCAAUGCCAACCUCCUCUCACUCAGAGCAACGCAUGUGCCGGGAGUGUCAAAUCGAGGGGCGGACCUACUCUCCAGGGGCCACCCUCGCUAUGGGGAGUGGAAACUUCACCCAGACGUGGUGAAUAUGGUCUGGAAGCGGUACGGUCUCCCAGCAGUGGAUCUGUUCGCAUCCAGGGAGAACGCACAGUGCCACCAGUUUUUCUCACUGAAGGACAGGGAUGCUCCGCUGGGAGUGGACGCGCUGGCACACGAGUGGCCGCGUGCCCUCCUUUACGCUUUCCCUCCACUAGCUCUGAUAUCCCCUACUCUAAUCAGAGUGAGAGAGGCGGGUCUAUCAGUUAUUCUGAUAGCACCGAAUUGGCCACAAAAGACUUGGUUAGCGGAGAUAACGCAGAUGCUUUACGCUCAACCAUGGCCCCUCCCACUGCGCAGGGAUCUGCUCUCGCAGGCGCGGGGAGAAAUCUUUCACCCUCACCCAGAGCGCCUAGCUCUCUGGGCUUGGCCCGUGAAGGGUUAAAUUUGACGUCAUGUGGGCUGCCUCAGAAUGUAGUAGCUACCAUCCAAAGUGCUAGGGCACCGUCCACACGCACUUUGUAUCAUGCUAAGUGGCG
Astyanax mexicanus (Mexican tetra) is the source of this 3670-nucleotide messenger RNA. RefSeq lists its product as uncharacterized. Gene Ontology annotation, molecular function: nucleic acid binding. The record is from RefSeq and is a predicted model, not a curated record. The transcript has 2 exons. NCBI's taxonomy places the organism in Eukaryota, Metazoa, Chordata, Actinopteri, Characiformes, Acestrorhamphidae. The coding region runs from base 1 to 3576 and encodes 1191 amino acids.